This is a messenger RNA of Arachis duranensis, 1658 nucleotides long. RefSeq names its product long chain base biosynthesis protein 1. Gene Ontology annotation, molecular function: serine C-palmitoyltransferase activity; pyridoxal phosphate binding. Gene Ontology annotation, biological process: ceramide biosynthetic process; sphingosine biosynthetic process. Gene Ontology annotation, cellular component: endoplasmic reticulum. NCBI's taxonomy places the organism in Eukaryota, Viridiplantae, Streptophyta, Magnoliopsida, Fabales, Fabaceae. The record is from RefSeq and is a predicted model, not a curated record.
UUUUUGUUGUUGUUUGAGUGCGAAGAAAUUCGAAUAGCGGGAGAUGCAUGUGAUUGAGUGAGUGAGGAUUUUUGAAGGGUUUAUUUUUGGUUUGCUUUGAUUUAAGAGAGAGAUUUUGAAAUAGAGAUUAGUGUGAUGGCUGAAGCUUUUAUGAAUUUCGUGAACACCACGUUGGACUGGGUGACUGGUGCUUUAGAUAUGCCUUCUGCAAGAGCUCAGGUGUUUGGAUUCCAAAUCGGUGGGCACUUGUUUAUCGAGGUUUUUCUCCUUGUGGUCAUCCUUUUCUUGCUUUCCCAAAAAAGUUACAAGCCUCCUAAACGACCCUUAACAAACAAGGAAAUUGACGAGUUAUGUGAUGAAUGGGUUCCUGAGCCACUUAUUCCUUCUCUUAACGAAGAGCCGUAUGCACCACCAGUGCUUGAGAGUGCUGCUGGGCCUCAUACUGUAAUUAAUGGGAAAGAAGUUGUCAAUUUUUCUUCAGCAAACUAUCUUGGGUUGAUAGGCCACAAAAAGUUACUUGAUUCAUGUUCUUCUGCUUUAGAUAAAUAUGGUGUUGGUUCUUGUGGUCCCCGAGGAUUUUAUGGAACAAUUGAUGUCCACCUUGAUUUUGAAGCAAGGAUAGCAAAGUUUUUGGGAACCCCUGAUUCAAUUCUCUACCCUUUUGGUUUUUCCACCAUGUUCAGCGCUAUUCCUGCUUUUUCCAAAAAAGGAGAUAUAAUUGUGGCUGAUGAAGGAGUUCACUGGGCAAUACAGAAUGGCCUUUAUCUUUCUAGAAGCACAGUGGUGUAUUUUAAGCAUAAUGACAUGAAAUCUUUAAGAGAAACUCUAGAGAACAUCACUUCCAAAAAUAAGCGGGUUGACAAACUGAGGCGUUAUAUUGUUGUUGAAGCCGUCUACCAGAAUUCUGGUCAAAUUGCACCCUUAGAUGAGAUCAUUAAACUGAAGGAAAAAUACAAGUUCCGUGUUUUGCUGGAUGAGAGCAACUCAUUUGGUGUGCUUGGAAAAUCUGGAAGAGGUCUCACUGAAUACUCUGGAGUACCUAUUGAGAAGUUAGAUAUUGUAACGGCUGAUAUGGGUCAUGCAUUGGCUGCAGAGGGAGGAUUCUGCACUGGAAGUACAAGAGUUAUAGAUCACCAACGAUUGAGUAGCUCUGGCUAUGUCUUUUCUGCUUCUUUGCCUCCAUAUCUUGCAAGUGCUGCAAUUACAGCUAUUGACAUUCUGGAGGAAAAUCCCGAGCUGUUAUCAAAGCUUAAGAACAACAUAUCUGUGCUAUGGAAAGAAUUGUCAAAAGUACCAGGUUUGAAAAUUACAAGUAAUAAGGAGUCACCAAUUGUUUAUUUGAGGUUAGAGAAGUCAACAGGUUCGCAGAAAGAUGACCUAUGUCUACUUGAAAAAAUUGCUCAGCGGGUUUUGGAGGAAGAUUCUGUAUUUGUGGUGGUCUCUCACAGAUCAACAUUGGACAAGUGCCGUUUACCUGUGGGAAUAAGAUUGUUUGUUUCUGCAGGGCAUUCAGAAUACGAUCUUCGGAGGGCAUCUGAAUCAUUGAAAAGGGUUUCAGAACAAGUCCUAGGUGGUCAUGAUUGAAAGCUAUAUACAUACAUCCAUACACCUAUCUUCUGCUUGUUUUGUAUGUACCAUAACUGUACCAAAAUUUCAAU